AUGCUCACAAUAGCACUCACCACCACCUCAGCAGCCCGAUUCCUCGUCGACGAACAGCCCGUGGACCCCACUGCUGACUCGUCAUCAUCCCCAUUGCCAGCAGCACCCAUACCACCCACCAUCCCACAAAUCGCCACCUCUGCAUCCCCUGCUACAGCCACUGCAACCACCACAGGUGGUGGAGGCGCCAUUGACCCUGACCACACAUUGACCUUCUUCAUGCACGACAUCCUCGGCGGAUCGAACCCGACCACAAGAGCCGUGACAGGAGUGGUCAACAACCCUGCAAUCAACGGCCAAGUCCCCUUCGCCAAGCCCAACGGCGCAGUCCUCCCGGUCAACAACGGCGUCCAGCAGAACAACAACAACAACGGAGUCAUCAACAACAACAACCUCCCCUUCCUCACGGGCCUCGGCGGCACAGCGUCAGCAAACGUGAUGCAGAACAACAACAACAACAAUGGUAACAAUUUCAACAACUUCCCAGUAGGCAACGGUGGCCAGCUCCCCACGGGCUCGGCCCUCGAACAGCUCAUGUUCGGGACCAUCAAUGUGAUCGAUGACGAGUUGACCGAAGGGCACGAAUUGGGUUCGCAGCUGCUGGGGAAAGCUCAGGGCUACUACGUGGCUAGCUCGCUGGACGGGACGAGCCAGGCCAUGGCGUUCACUGCUAUGUUCCAGAGCGGGCAUUAUGAGGACAGCCUCAACUUCUUUGGCGUCCACAGGUCUGGGGUUUCCGAGUCGCAGCUUGCUGUGAUGGGCGGGACGGGCAAGUAUGUGAAUGCUAGAGGGCAUGCGGUUGUGAAGACGAUUCCAGUUGGUCCUGGGAAUCAUGAGACUGACGGGAUCGAGACACUGCUCGAGUUUGCUGUUUAUGUGAUCUACUGA
This is a messenger RNA of Linum tenue, 888 nucleotides long. Lineage: Eukaryota; Viridiplantae; Streptophyta; Magnoliopsida; Malpighiales; Linaceae. The record is from the annotation of a GenBank genome assembly.